AUGAAAGAGGCCAUGGAGGAAUGGGUUGAGGAACAAUGUAUCUUAAUUGACAAAGAUAUCAUCGCAGGAAGCAGUAAGAAGAUCCACAACACCCUCAAUACCCUCACGAAGACCAGUCAGCCCAAGGCAGAGGUGGAGGAUGCAGUGCGUAGUCUUAAAGCUGGAACAUCUCCGGUAGUGGCCAACGACCCUUCCGAGCUGAUUGAGCACGGAGGAGAGGCAAAGACAGCAGCAAUUAUGACACUAUGCAAACAAAUAAAAAGUUGCUCAAGGAGUGGACCCAGUAACUGGUCAUAUUCCUACCGAAGAAAGGGCAACCUCAAGUUGUGCGAGAAUUACCGCACAAUCAGCCUCAUAAGUCAUCCCACCAGGGUCAUGCAACGCAUCAUCUUCAAUCGAUUGAAGAGUAAGGCCGAGGAACUGCUGGCCAAAGAGCAGGCUGGAUUCAGAGCUUAG
Messenger RNA from Dreissena polymorpha, 456 nucleotides. RefSeq lists its product as uncharacterized. The transcript has 2 exons. Bases 1 to 456 code for a protein of 151 amino acids. Lineage: Eukaryota; Metazoa; Mollusca; Bivalvia; Myida; Dreissenidae. The record is from RefSeq and is a predicted model, not a curated record.